AUGAAGAUUAACAGUCUCAUCAUCCUUGCUUUUCUCUGCUUGGUUCUUGUCUUCCAUUCUUCAUUCAUCAAAGCUCAAGAAGUUGAGGAUGAGAGAGAGUUUGAUUACAGUGAAGGAAGUGAAAAGGGUCCGGAAAGAUGGGGAGAUCUGAAGGGAGAAUGGGAAGCAUGCAAGAAUGGAGAAAUGCAGUCUCCCAUCGACAUAUCUCAUGAAAGAGUAGAAUUUAUCAGAAGCUUCGAGAAGAGGCAUUACAAACCUGCCAAUGCCACUGUCAAGAACCGUGGCCACGACAUUUCGAUUAAAUGGCAUUGUGAUGCUGGAUCCUUCUGUAUAAAUGGGAUAGAGUACCCUUUAAUAUCAGCACAUUGGCACUCUCCCUCAGAGCACACUAUCAAUGGAAGAAGAUAUGCCUUGGAGCUGCACAUGGUUCACCAAAGCCUAGACCAGACACUGCAGAAUCAGAGAGCCGUUACUGCUGUUCUUUACAGGAUUGGCAAGCCUGAUGCUUUUCUCUCCAGGCUGAUGAGUAAUAUAUCACUACUGGUGGAUGAAAAAGACAGAGAGAUACAAACAGGUUGGAUUGAUCCCACAGAAAUCAACUUUAGAUGUACAUGGUACUACAGAUACUUAGGUUCACUUACUACUCCUCCUUGUACUGAAGGUGUUAUCUGGACCAUUAACACAAAGGUUUUGCUUUUUCUUGUUUUUCCUUAACCUGUCUGAUAGUUUAGUACUCCGUGAUUAUUACCUAACUUGGAAAAUUUUUAGAUAAGGACUGCUUCCAGGAGACAGAUUAAGCUGCUUAGAGAAGCUGUUCAUGAUGUAAGUUCAAUUACACAAGUCUUUUACUCUGUAGUUAACAGUUAACACACGAAGCUUACAGAAAUUUCUUACGUUUAUUGCAGUACGCUAAGCGUAAUGCAAGACCAUUGCAGCCACUAAAUGACAGAAAGAUCUAUGUUUUGAAAGCUGGAUAUAAGCUGUGAUAGAAUACUUAUGGAGUACAGAAUAAUAAUAAUUCAGAUUUUAUUCCUUUACUAUUUAUUCAUCAUACUGAUAUGAUCUUACAUGGUAGCUAUGUUUCAAUUCCUAGUGUUCAUGCUGUAAUAUGAUGUUUUUAAUCGACUUGGGUAGACAAUUUUCCAAUGA
Molecule: messenger RNA, 1149 nt
Organism: Ipomoea triloba (trilobed morning glory)
Lineage: Eukaryota; Viridiplantae; Streptophyta; Magnoliopsida; Solanales; Convolvulaceae
Product: alpha carbonic anhydrase 7-like
Exons: 5
Coding region: 1-714 (237 amino acids)
Molecular function (GO): carbonate dehydratase activity; zinc ion binding
Source: RefSeq, a predicted model, not a curated record